This is a messenger RNA of Dujonia railenensis, 2358 nucleotides long. NCBI's taxonomy places the organism in Eukaryota, Fungi, Ascomycota, Pichiomycetes, Serinales, Debaryomycetaceae. The record is from the annotation of a GenBank genome assembly.
AUGGCUGGAGAGAAGGGCGUACCGAACGUCAAGAAAGCAAAGCUCUACAAUUCCAGAACAAUCCGUACAGAUCUUACUGAUUCCGCGUACAAGGAAGGUAAGCUCUCGGUGCCUGAGUUUCUCAAUUCACGAGAGUUCGAGAUUCAUUCUUUGGAGAAGGCUAAGUUAAAGGCAAAAUAUGCUGGUUCUAAUAGAUGUUUCCAGAGCUUACCUCGGACAUUGAGAAGGCGUACUGCUUCUCAUAAUGUAAAAAGAAUUCCUAAGAGACUUAGGAAUAGAGCUAUCAAUGAGAUGCAGAACUCUGUGAACGGGAUUCCACCCAAACCCAAACUACCCAGGGGAAGAGCCCUCUACAAAUUGAAAAUGGCAUCUAAAUUGCUCAAAUUGGCAAGUAGAAUAAAGGAGUUGAGAGGUAUACCCUCUGUAUUGAACCAGGAUGGCUUGAAAUUGAGACUGAGAAUAAAGCUUUUGAAGACUCAGAAGCGAGAACUUCAGCAGGGAAAAGGCGAAGAAGCAAAGUCUUCCGCCACUUCUCUACUUAAUAACAAAAUGGGGUCUUAUGAUAACUCAGGAGUGAAUGGAUUUGCUCCAAUACCUCGUGGGAAUAUAAAGUAUACUAAGCGCCAAAGAGAAUACGUUUGGUUGCCAACGCAUGUUUGGCAUGUUAAGAGAGCGCAUAUGAUUAAGAGAUUUGGUUACCAAAUUCCCUACAGUCCUACUCAAAAAUGCUUCAAAUCUAUUAAUAGAGCAUCCAAGCAGGAUGCUAUAUGUUUUGAUACUUCCUACUACGAUAGUAUGAUAGUGCACAUCUCAUCCACUGAGCAAAGAGACUAUGUCUUGAAGAAUGUUACGAAAUUUAAGAACCGGUUGGUUCCUCAACAGUUUUUAAGUGGAAAAAAGACCUAUGACGAUUGGAUUUACUUGAAAGAUUCUGUAGUAGGCAAGGGCUUGAUCUUCAUUUAUCAAAAUAAGAUUCUCAUUCGAUUACAUCCUUCAUUAUACUCGGAGUAUUUCGAAUAUGUGAAGGAAUUAUUGAACGGUGAAGGAGAGGUUCACGACUGUAGAUAUUCCCUUGGUAGCUUGGAGCUCUCAGGACCCGGUGCAUUGUAUAGCUUGAGUAAAAUUUUACAUAAGGACAAAAGUGCUGAAAAAGAUACGUCAGCUACGGCGAAUUGGUUUCAGUUGGCUGCUCAAUCAGACUCAAAUAAUACUAUCCCCGUUGGUACUACAUUUGCAAUCAAUGUGCAAGAUCCUAGACUUUGGCUGAAGCCCACCGCUCCACCGAAGAGUUUUAGUGAAGGAAAGACCAUUAAUGACUUAUUGGUGAACCUUUCCACAAUUCCAACAGUAGAUGAUCUGGCUCUACUUAAAUUGUUUGACAACUCUCGUAGAUAUGAAACUUACAAAGACCAAUUAACUAUCAAGGAAUUGUCUAAGAGAAAUAAUAUUGGAGAAACGAAAAGAGAAACUACUUCUUCCAGUUCCAUUCCACUCCUUAUCACCAAGCUCAAGUCGUCUAACAACUGGACCGUCAUCUUACCUUGGUUUUGGGUACUUCCUUUCUGGAUAGAAUUAGUCAAAGUUACUGACUUAAAAUUUGGUGGUGUAUCGCAGUUACAUCAAAUAAACUAUGAGAAUGGCAAGUCAACGUUUCCAAUUGACUAUCCUUUUCUCAAAGAUGGCUACUUGGAGAGUGAAUUCAAUAUUGCAGAAAAUACAAAAAAGUAUAACAAGAAGCCUUCGAGUCAUAAGAUUGAUUUAGAGGGAAGCGAGCACGGGAACUUUCAUGGAAGUGAUUGGAGAUUUUUACAAUUGGCAACUUAUGGAUGUGAAAUAAUUAGAAGAGGUAAUCCUCAAGACAACAUACACCCUAACUCAGCUUUUGGCACCUUUAUGGAUUCCAAGUUGCAGCUUAAGGCGACUUCUGAUUUACUUCAGCUUAUCAAAUAUGCUAAGGAAGUUGAUGAGGAAAAAAGGUUAAGAGGAGAACUAGUGUCGUUGCCAAUCAUAUUAAGUAGUAAGAAAAUUGUCGAUAAUCUUCAAUCUAUGGCCUUGACUCCUACGAUGAAAUUUCCUCCCUUACCCGUUGUACAAGUCAAGAUCACAUUGAUUGGUAAGGGUAAUCCAAUCAACAACGCUAGAAUAUAUGCUAGUUCACAGAAAAGUGGAGAAGGAGAUAUUAAAGUUGAAAAUCUUAUUGGCUUCGUUACAAGCGGCACCUUUAAUUUGAACUUAGGUAGGGGAACUUGCAUUGGGUGCAUAAGUGCCUAUAGUGCCAUCGCUUCUGGAAAACGAUUAAUUAUUGUGAAAAAUAUAGGACAUACCGUUCCUAUGAUGGCAACUUGGGAAUGUAUAUAG